CUUCCAGCUCUCCACAAAAUGGCGAAGAUCGCCAAGACCCACGAAGACAUUGAAGCACAGAUUCGAGAAAUUCAAGGCAAAAAAGUUGCCCUUGACGAAGCUCAAGGAGUCGGCCUUGACUCGACAGGAUACUAUGAUCAAGAGAUCUAUGGCGGAAGCGAUAGCCGGUUUGCUGGAUAUGUAACUUCAAUUGCUGCAACUGAAUUAGAGGAUGAUGAUGAUGACUACUCUUCGACAAGCUUGCUUGGCCAGAAGAAGCCUGGGUACCAUGCCCCGGUGGCAUUGCUUAAUGAUAUACCACAGUCAACGGAACAGUAUGAUCCAUUUGCUGAACAUCGUCCACAGAAGAUUGCCGAUCGGGAAGAUGAGUACAAAAAUCGCAGGCGGAUGAUGAUAAUUUCGCCGGAACGGCUUGAUCCUUUUGCAGACGGAGGGAAGACACCUGACCCUAAAAUGAAUGCCAGAACAUAUAUGGAUGUAAUGCGUGAGCAGCAUUUAACGAAAGAAGAGAGGGAGAUUAGGCAGCAGCUCGCGGAAAAGGCUAAGGCGGGCGAACUUAAAGUCGUCAAUGGUGCCGCAUCCCAGCCCCCGUCCAAACGUAAGAGGCGUUGGGAUCAGACCGCCGACCAGACUCCAGGUGCCACACCGAAGAAACUCUCGAGCUGGGAUCAGGCUGAGACCCCCGGACAUACCCCAUCACUGCGAUGGGACGAAACACCUGGCCGUGCGAAGGGGAGUGAGACGCCCGGGGCAACCCCUGGGUCUAAGAUCUGGGAUCCAACUCCAAGUCAUACUCCAGCAGGAGCUGCGACCCCUGGGCGCGACACCCCUGGCCAUGCAACCCCAGGCCACGGUGGUGCAACGUCUAGUGCGCGGAAGAAUCGCUGGGAUGAGACUCCGAAAACAGAGAGAGAUACUCCUGGCCACGGGAGUGGUUGGGCUGAAACGCCUCGUACCGAUCGGGGCGGCGAUUCCAUCGGUGAAACACCAACCCCCGGAGCGAGUAAAAGAAAAUCGCGUUGGGAUGAAACGCCCGCAAGCCAGAUGGGCGGGAGCACUCCCGUGUUGACCCCUGGCAAGACGCCCAUUGGUACACCAGCUAUGAACAUGGCCACGCCCACACCAGGUCACAUAAUGAGCAUGACUCCUGAACAGCUCCAAGCAUGGCGAUGGGAGAGAGAAAUAGAUGAGAGAAAUAGGCCCCUAUCUGAUGAAGAGCUGGACGCAAUGUUUCCUGAAGGAUAUCGAGUUCUCCCUCCUCCGGCUGGUUACGUCCCUAUUCGUACUCCGGCUCGUAAACUUACUGCCACGCCCACACCCCUGGGGGGAAUGACUGGCUUCCACAUGCAGACUGAAGACAGAACCAUGAAGAGUGUCAACGACCAGCCCUCUGGAAAUCUACCUUUCCUAAAGCCAGACGACAUACAGUACUUCGACAAACUGCUGGUCGACGUCGACGAAUCAACGCUGAGUCCAGAAGAACAGAAAGAAAGAAAAAUCAUGAAACUGCUUUUGAAGAUUAAGAAUGGCACCCCACCAAUGAGGAAGGCUGCUUUGCGACAGAUUACAGAUAAAGCUCGUGAAUUUGGAGCGGGACCCCUCUUCAAUCAGAUUUUACCUCUGCUGAUGUCACCAACACUUGAAGAUCAGGAGCGCCAUUUGCUUGUCAAAGUUAUUGAUCGGAUCCUGUACAAAUUGGAUGACUUGGUCCGGCCGUACGUGCAUAAGAUUCUUGUGGUCAUUGAACCUUUGCUGAUUGAUGAAGACUACUAUGCCAGAGUGGAAGGCAGAGAAAUUAUCUCCAACUUGGCUAAGGCAGCCGGUCUGGCGACGAUGAUCUCCACCAUGCGGCCCGAUAUCGACAACAUGGAUGAGUACGUGCGUAACACAACGGCUCGAGCCUUCGCCGUCGUGGCCUCCGCUUUGGGCAUUCCUUCUCUGCUGCCUUUCUUGAAAGCGGUGUGUAAGAGCAAGAAGUCCUGGCAAGCCAGGCACACUGGCAUCAAGAUAGUCCAGCAAAUCGCCAUUCUGAUGGGCUGUGCCAUUUUGCCUCAUCUCAGGAGUCUGGUGGAAAUCAUUGAGCACGGCUUGGUGGACGAGCAGCAGAAAGUGCGCACCAUCAGCGCUUUGGCUAUUGCGGCUUUAGCUGAGGCGGCCACUCCGUACGGCAUAGAAUCUUUUGACUCUGUCCUGAAGCCCCUGUGGAAGGGUAUCCGUCAACACAGGGGAAAGGGUCUGGCUGCAUUUUUGAAAGCCAUCGGCUACCUGAUUCCGCUGAUGGAUGCCGAGUACGCCAAUUACUACACCAGAGAAGUCAUGUUGAUCCUUAUCAGAGAGUUCCAGUCUCCGGAUGAAGAAAUGAAAAAGAUUGUGUUGAAGGUGGUAAAGCAGUGCUGUGGCACAGACGGUGUCGAAGCAAACUACAUUAAAACAGAGAUUCUUCCUCCAUUUUUCAAGCACUUCUGGCAGCACAGAAUGGCACUGGACAGAAGAAAUUACAGACAAUUGGUUGACACAACCGUAGAGCUGGCCAACAAAGUUGGGGCCGCAGAAAUAAUUUCCAGGAUUGUGGAUGACCUGAAAGACGAGGCUGAGCAGUACCGGAAAAUGGUGAUGGAGACCAUUGAGAAGAUCAUGGGGAAUCUGGGUGCCGCUGACAUUGACCAUAAGCUGGAAGAGCAGCUGAUUGAUGGCAUUUUGUACGCCUUCCAAGAGCAGACCACAGAGGACUCUGUGAUGUUGAAUGGCUUUGGCACCGUGGUUAAUGCUCUCGGCAAGCGAGUCAAGCCAUACCUGCCCCAGAUCUGUGGUACGGUUUUGUGGCGUCUGAACAACAAAUCAGCCAAAGUCAGACAGCAGGCUGCCGACCUGAUAUCUCGUACCGCGGUCGUAAUGAAAACGUGUCAAGAGGAAAAAUUGAUGGGGCAUUUGGGUGUAGUGUUGUAUGAAUACCUGGGUGAAGAAUAUCCUGAAGUGUUGGGCAGUAUCCUAGGAGCACUUAAAGCCAUUGUGAACGUCAUUGGAAUGCACAAGAUGACGCCUCCGAUCAAAGACUUGCUACCAAGGCUCACGCCUAUCUUGAAGAACAGACACGAGAAAGUGCAGGAGAAUUGUAUCGACCUGGUCGGCCGUAUUGCAGACAGGGGAGCGGAAUAUGUCUCUGCCCGGGAGUGGAUGAGGAUCUGCUUUGAACUGCUCGAGUUGCUAAAAGCACAUAAGAAAGCUAUCCGGCGAGCAACUGUAAAUACAUUUGGUUAUAUCGCAAAAGCUAUUGGACCCCACGAUGUGCUGGCCACCCUGCUGAAUAAUUUGAAAGUACAAGAGAGGCAGAACCGCGUGUGUACGACGGUUGCCAUCGCCAUUGUAGCUGAGACCUGCUCCCCCUUCACAGUCCUGCCCGCCCUUAUGAACGAGUAUCGAGUCCCAGAGCUGAAUGUCCAGAAUGGUGUUCUAAAGUCUCUUUCCUUCCUCUUCGAAUAUAUUGGGGAAAUGGGGAAGGACUACAUCUAUGCCGUAACCCCGUUGCUUGAAGAUGCUUUAAUGGACAGAGACCUUGUCCACAGGCAGACGGCCAGCGCAGUGGUGCAGCACAUGUCUCUUGGGGUGUAUGGCUUCGGCUGUGAAGACUCACUGAACCACCUGUUAAAUUACGUGUGGCCAAACGUGUUUGAGACGUCGCCUCAUGUCAUUCAAGCAGUCAUGGGGGCUUUGGAGGGCCUGAGGGUCGCGAUUGGGCCUUGCCGAAUGUUGCAGUAUUGUUUACAGGGUUUGUUUCACCCUGCCAGGAAAGUCAGAGAUGUGUAUUGGAAGAUCUACAACUCCAUCUAUAUCGGCUCACAGGACGCUCUGAUAGCGCAUUACCCGCGCAUCUACAAUGACGAUAAGAACACCUACAUUCGCUAUGAACUUGACUAUGUCUUGUAACUUUA
This is a messenger RNA of Euleptes europaea (tarantolino), 3929 nucleotides long. RefSeq names its product splicing factor 3b subunit 1 (gene SF3B1). NCBI's taxonomy places the organism in Eukaryota, Metazoa, Chordata, Lepidosauria, Squamata, Sphaerodactylidae. Gene Ontology annotation, biological process: spliceosomal complex assembly. Bases 19 to 3924 code for a protein of 1301 amino acids. The transcript has 25 exons. Gene Ontology annotation, molecular function: mRNA binding. The record is from RefSeq and is a predicted model, not a curated record. Gene Ontology annotation, cellular component: U12-type spliceosomal complex; U2-type prespliceosome; catalytic step 2 spliceosome.